CUCGUCGUGGUAGUGUUUCCUCUUCUACGGCCUCCUUCUCAUAGCUUCUAUCGGCUAGCGAGGGAAACUGGUUAGUGUCUCCUCUUGGCUUGUUGUCGCAGUUUAAGAGAUGGGUGUUCGCGGACUUACGUCUUAUCUAGAAGAGUCAGCUCCAUUCCUUGGGAGACUGAUCGAGCUGCGAGACACAAAGCUUAUCAUAGACGGAGAUAACUUGUGUAACUACCUUUACAAAGAAAACGGCUUCGAUUGCCGAUGCGGAGGGCAGUAUGAGGAGUUUUAUAAGAAAGUACUACUGUUUUUCGACGCCCUAAAAUCUAAGGGUGUCGAAUCGUUCGUAGUUUUUGAUGGCGCAUAUGAUAGAAGUGAUAAGAAAUUAGAAAUACAGAUAAAAAGAACACAAGACAGGAUCGACACGGCUGACCGGUUGUUCAAGAAUGAAACAUCGGCUAAUGGCGAUGAAUAUUUUCUACUUCCGCUUUUGGCGAAGUUUGUUUUCGUAGAAGUCCUGAGGGAUCACUUGAUAAAAUUUGCUGUAUCUGACUGUGAAGCGGAUCCUGACAUCGCAUCUUUAGCCAAGGAUUGGGCAUGUCCUGUUUUGAGCAAUGACAGCGAUUUCUUCAUCUUUGAUGUCAAGGGCGGCUUCAUCCCACUUUCCUCUUUUGAUGUUGAUCAGUUAACAACGCGUAUUUUCUACCGCAGUGACUUGGCAAGAUAUUUUGGAAUACGCGAGGAAUUUCUUCCUUUACUUGCUUCCUUACUUGGCAAUGAUUACGUGAGUUGGGAAGCGUUAAAACCCUUCAACCACACAAUUUGGACUCUUUUCAGUGAUGGUCGCAGAGGAAAGGCGGUGAGGUUUUCAGGUGUCGCAAGUUUGCUCUCCCAGCUCUCUAAUUCAAUCACAGAAACACAAGCAUUUGAGUUCGCUUUGGGAUUGAUAGAGCCGGGUGAAAGUAGGGAGCGGCUUGAGAAAGCUGUCGAGUAUUCUCUUCAAGAAUACGCAAUUACGAAGUCCAAUUUAUUGGAUUACCUCCGAGAUGGAGUAGUCUGUAGUCUUCUGAGAACCCAAAAUAAAAUCGGGCUUGACGAAGAGGUAUUGCGCAGGUUUCGCGAAGGAAAGUUCUCUACUGAUUGUAUGAGCAGCUUAACGGCAGGAAAAGUAUUUCUCAGAGUUCAGGUCGAGAACCUUGAGAGCAGAUCAUCAAAUCAGUGUUCAAUGUCACUGAGACAGCUGAUGUAUGGCAUUUUGAGCGAUGGAGGAAGAAACAUGAAGAGGAUCGAAGAAUGGGACCGAGAGGGUUUUGCAGUCAAGCACACAGACAUUAAGCCUUACAAUGACAAGGUCCCUUCAUUCAGUUCGAUACCAAAUAUUGAUCUUUACGACAGAUUAACGAUGUUUUUGGAUGCGCUAGAUUCAGACUCAGCUUAUAUAAAGUCAUUACCAAAAGAAUUUGCGUUAGUCGCAUCAUCGCUCCGUUUUCUUCAUCGUAACUCGCAACCGCCACUGGAGAAUAGUCAUCUGUGCGCUUUACUUUGUAGUUGUGUCAAACUAGAGGAUGGUUCGUGGAAACAAUACCUAGAACAUCCCACAAGAGCUUUAUCCCAACCCUUUGAUGAGAGAGCAGCGCAAAGCUUUUGUCAGUGGCAGUGUGUUUUGAGAGAUGCCACUCACCUCAACUUUGUUUUGCUUGAGCCAGUGCAGACACCGUGUAUCCGCAAAACUUUCAAUGGAAAACUGGUGCAUUGCCUCCAGAGGGAAUUGAAAACAGGCUGUAAGCCAGAAUCCUUGAUGUCAACUCCAAGCUCUCUUGUUCGGUAUCAAGAGCUUUACACUGCAAUUACUGCCGGCCAGGAGGAAAUAGGUAGUAUACUAGUAUACAAAACUUUUCAAUAUAGUUUUCUGAAAGGAUCGUUAGUAUAUUCUCGUUCUCACGGUGCUUUUGAAAAAAAAUAUGAUUCAAUUUUUUUCAUGCGCACUCGUAAUCCUGAAACAAUCGGAUCGGCUACAAUUUUUGUUCCGGAUUCCGAACGUUCGGUUUGAAGAUACUGUCAAAU
Messenger RNA from Pocillopora damicornis (cauliflower coral), 2052 nucleotides. Its product is annotated as single-strand DNA endonuclease ASTE1-like. Lineage: Eukaryota; Metazoa; Cnidaria; Anthozoa; Scleractinia; Pocilloporidae. The record is from RefSeq and is a predicted model, not a curated record.